This is a messenger RNA of Mucor mucedo, 2375 nucleotides long. Its product is annotated as peptidase family M41-domain-containing protein. NCBI's taxonomy places the organism in Eukaryota, Fungi, Mucoromycota, Mucoromycetes, Mucorales, Mucoraceae. The transcript has 5 exons. Gene Ontology annotation, molecular function: ATP binding; metalloendopeptidase activity; ATP hydrolysis activity. The coding region runs from base 67 to 2301 and encodes 744 amino acids. Gene Ontology annotation, cellular component: mitochondrial inner membrane. The record is from RefSeq and is a predicted model, not a curated record. Gene Ontology annotation, biological process: protein quality control for misfolded or incompletely synthesized proteins; mitochondrion organization.
ACUCUCCCCCCUUCCAGCAUUAUUCUUUGAACCCCUAGUUAUAGGCAUUAUACCGUUUUAUAUCCAAUGAGUACCACUGGAGCUUUUUCGUUAACACAAAAGCUUGCUACGGUAACUGGCGAAGCAACUCGACUUUUUCAACAUUGUAAUAUUACGUCACGCGCAGGAUUGACUCCAUCUCCACUUUUAAAAAACUAUGACCAAUGGAUACGAUUAAACAAAAGUACCUUACCAUCUUCAAUAUUAGAAUCUAAUCUCGGUCAGUUAAAUAGAGCAGUCAAUAAUGCAACACGUUUGCUUAAUACAAAUCCUAGUCUUGCUUCCAGUAUUGGACGACAUGCACCACGACCUUUGCAACACCGUACUUUAUUUAAUAAUCAAGGUGGAGCAGCCAAUAGAAUUAUUAAUUAUCGUCGCCUCAGUAAAUUGGAACAGGAAGCUAACGCAUCACCUACCGAUGUUUUGAAGCAAGCAACACUUUACAAGGAAUGGCUGCGAGCAAAUAACCCACAAGCAGUAAUUACAAGAUUUGAACGUGGCAACUUUACACAUAACGAAGAAUGCUGGCAGUACUAUAUUGCCGCUUUAGCACAAACCGGUAAAUCCGAAGCAGUAUUACCACGCAUCUUACAAAAAUUGGAAUCAUCGAGUGGAGCAGGCAUAGCAGGAGGAGCAACGGGAGAAAAUGUGAUUUCAAAAGAGAUGCUUCAACAAGUGAUUGCUAGUCGUCAGGGAGGUCGCACAGUAAAAAUGGCAGAGACAUCAGCAUCAGCAUCAGGGACCGGUAAUAAAUCCAACCCUAUCUACGUUGUUGUGGAAGAAGCGCGAAAAUACAUGUUCUGGAAAGCAUUAAGAUGGUUUGGUGUGACCGUCACUUAUGCUUUUUGUAUUCUCACCAUUCUUUCUUUGGCUUUGGAGAACUCGGGAUUGUUAAAGACAGCAAACUCACAGCAAGAGUAUGAACCUGUUACUCAAACCACAGUAACAUUUGAAGAUGUACAAGGUGUCGAUGAAGCUAAACAGGAAUUAGAAGAAAUUGUAGAGUUUUUGAAAAAUCCUCAUCGAUUUACAGAAUUGGGUGGUAAAUUACCAAAGGGUGUGUUAUUAACAGGUCCACCUGGAACAGGUAAAACCAUGUUGGCAAGAGCUGUAGCAGGUGAAGCCAAUGUACCCUUCUUUUUCAUGAGUGGUAGUGAAUUUGAUGAGAUGUACGUGGGCGUUGGUGCCAGAAGAGUACGUGAGUUGUUUGCUGCUGCUCGUGCCAAGGCUCCCAGUAUCGUCUUCAUUGAUGAAAUUGAUGCCAUUGGUUCCAAGAGAAACCCCAAAGAUCAAUCUUACAUGAAACAAACCUUGAAUCAAUUGCUAGUGGAUCUGGAUGGUUUCUCUCAAACUGAAGGUGUGAUUUUCAUUGCUGCUACCAAUUUCCCCGAGCUAUUAGACAAGGCCUUGGUGAGACCCGGUCGAUUUGAUCGUUUAGUCAAUGUGCCUUUACCAGAUGUACGUGGUCGUAUUGAAAUUCUUAAACACCACAUGAAAAAGAUUCAUAUCGCUAGUGAAGUCGAUGUCAGCGUCGUAGCUCGUGGUACACCAGGUUUUAGUGGUGCUGACUUAGCCAAUUUGGUCAACCAAGCUGCUAUCCAAGCCAGUCGUGAGAACUGUAAACAAGUGAACUUACGUCAUUUAGAAUACUCCAAGGAUAAGAUUAUCAUGGGUGCUGAACGUAAAUCAGCAGUUGCAACCGAUGAGAGCAAAAGAUUAACUGCAUACCAUGAAGGUGGCCAUGCUCUUGUUGCUUAUUAUACACCGGGUGCUAUGCCAUUGCAUAAAGCAACAAUUAUGCCCAGAGGUUCUGCAUUGGGUAUGACUGUGCAAUUACCCGAAAUUGAUAGGGAUUCGUUCACCAAGAAGGAAUUCAUUGCGCAAAUCGAUGUGUGUAUGGGCGGCAGAGUGGCUGAAGAGUUAAUUUUUGGACAAGAGAAUGUGACAAGUGGAGCUAGUAGUGAUAUUAUGAAGGCUACAGAUGUAGCUAAACGUAUGGUCAGAUAUUACGGCAUGAGCGAAAAGGUGGGACCUGUCAAUCAUGACGAUGAAGACAUGCAAUUAUUAAGUGCACAUACAAAGGAGCUGAUUGAAAGUGAAAUUUUGAAUCUCAUUGAAACCAGUGAAAAAAGAGCCAAAAAGAUUUUGAUAGAUCAUCGCGAGGAGUUAGAUAAUUUAGCAAAUGCAUUAAUCGAAUAUGAAACUCUCGAUUAUCAAGAAAUUAUAGAUUCAUUGGCCGGUAAACCCAUUUCAAGGUCAUAAUUUUUUUUUUUUUUCGAUUAUUAUUAUUUUUUGCCCUGAUUAAAAAAAUAAAUAAUUUUCCCUCUCUCUUUUUC